Eubalaena glacialis (North Atlantic right whale) is the source of this 699-nucleotide messenger RNA. RefSeq names its product R-spondin 4 (gene RSPO4). The transcript has 5 exons. The record is from RefSeq and is a predicted model, not a curated record. Bases 1 to 699 code for a protein of 232 amino acids. NCBI's taxonomy places the organism in Eukaryota, Metazoa, Chordata, Mammalia, Artiodactyla, Balaenidae.
AUGCGGGCGCCACUCUGCCUGUUGCUGCUCGUCGCCCACGCCGUGGACAUGCUCCCCCUGAACCGAAGGAAGAAGCAAGUGGGCACUGGUCUGGGGGGCAACUGCACAGGCUGUGUCAUCUGCUCAGAGGAGAAUGGCUGCUCCACCUGCCAGCAGAGGCUCUUCCUGUUCAUCCGCCGGGAAGGUAUCCGCCAGUACGGCAAGUGUGUGCAUGACUGUCCCCCCGGCUACUUCGGCGUCCGCGGCCAGGAGGUCAACAGGUGCAAAAAAUGUGGGGCCACAUGUGAGAGCUGCUUCAGCCAGGACUUCUGCAUCCAGUGCAAGAGGCGGUUUUACCUGUACAAAGGAAAGUGUCUGCCCACCUGCCCGCCGGGCACCGCGGCCCAGCAGAGCACACGGGAGUGCCAGGAGGAGUGUGAGCUGGGCCCCUGGGGCAGCUGGAGCCCCUGCACACACAACGGGAAGACCUGCGGCUCAGCCUGGGGCCUGGAGACCCGCGUGCGGGAGGCCAGCCGGGCCGGGCGGGAGGAGGCAGCCACCUGCCAGGUGCUGUCUGAGUCAAGGCAAUGUCCCAUUCGGAGGCCCUGCCCAGGAGAGAGUAACCCCAGCCAGAAGAAGAGCGGGAAAGAUCGGCGCCUGCGCAAGGACCGGAAGCUGGACGGCAGAGGGGAAGAGAGGCCCCGCCCAGCGCCCGCCUAG